Molecule: messenger RNA, 1092 nt
Organism: Botrytis fragariae
Lineage: Eukaryota; Fungi; Ascomycota; Leotiomycetes; Helotiales; Sclerotiniaceae
Product: putative alpha-ketoglutarate-dependent taurine dioxygenase protein
Exons: 4
Coding region: 1-1092 (363 amino acids)
Cellular component (GO): cytoplasm
Molecular function (GO): 2-oxoglutarate-dependent dioxygenase activity
Source: RefSeq, a predicted model, not a curated record
AUGGCAAUCUCAACUACAUUGACUGAGACCAUCACUUCACCUGCAGUGAGCAGUUAUAGGCCUCUGAUAUUUCAGAAGUACCUCUCCCCACUCCAGCCGACUGGGAUUCUCUCACGCUAUCAGCAGAGGGAGCUCACUCCCUUGAUAGGCACAGCCUUCGACGACAUCGACCUUGCCAAGAUUCUGCAAUCAGGAGGGCAGGAAUCCGACGCUGUUAUCCGCGACUUGGCCAUUGCUAUCUCUCAACGUGGCGUAUGCGUCUUCCCUGGGCAGAAGAACUUGACAGUUGCCGAUCAGAAAUUGCUCUGCCACCGACUGGGCCAAUUGACGACUCGUCCAUAUACUUCAGGAUUGAACAUUCACCCAUUGAACCAGACAGAACUACCGGAUGGGACGAUUGAUGCUGAGUUGACGACAUUGGCACGUGACCCCAAGAAGAAGCUUGUCCAACAAGCUGGCUUCGGCAAGAAGGAAAAGAAGCAAUCUCACUCAGAUGGCUGGCACACCGACUGUAGCUACGAGAAUGUACCCGCUGACUACACCAUACUACACAUGAAAGUAACUCCCGCAUCAGGAGGCGACACCCUGUUCGCCUCCGCAUACGAAGCCUACGAUCUGCUCUCGGCUCCCAUGGCGAAGCUGCUGGAGAGUUGCCAGGCAACUUUCAUGCCGCCCGGCCAUCGUCCCGAAAAUAUCGUCGAUCGUAUGUGGAACGGGUCACGUGGUGCUCCCGAGAACGUCGGUCCUGAGCUGCGAGCAAGCCACCCCGCCGUACGCACUAAUCCCGUGACAGGCUGGAAGAGUCUGUAUGCGAUGGGUCACCACCUCGAGGCUAUUGAAGGUCUGGGGGAUCUUGAGAACCGUAUGGUUUUGGAGCUGCUGGAGCGUUUGCUCGUCGACAACCACCAGCUGCAACUCCGCGUAAAGUGGGCGGCUGAUGACCUCGUUAUUUGGGAUAACCGGGCGGUAUAUCAUUGCGCUACCUUUGAUUACACGGCCAAGCGGGUGGGGAAUCGUAUCUGUGGGUGUGGCGAGAAGCCGUACCUCGAUCCACGCUCCUCGGGACGGCGGUACGCCUUGGGACUGAACUGA